GCUGCACCGGCCAGCAGCGACCAGUCAAGAGCCUCAACUCCGCGAGCGCCGAGCAACAGCAGAACAGAUGUCCUGACAGCGGGCCCCGGGCCAGCAGGAUGCCGACAGACGACGACUAUGGCCGAAGAGAACGUCUCCUGUUGCACCAGCACCCCCCGAACGGCGCCAGUAGCGGCCAAUACGGCCAACAGCAGUCACGCCCGGCAUCAUCACCGGGAAGCGGCCCGCCAAUCGGCCCCUCGGAUUGUUACCACAAGCACCACCACCACCACCAUCACCACCUCCACCACACCGAACAGUCACAACCACCGAGCCAACAGCAUGACUACGGACGCCAACUCCUCGCCGAGCACUACCACGGCUACCAGCCCCAAAAACCCCCGGCCUCCGCAACCGGCAUCAACGCCAACAACGGUGGCACCGCCAACAGCUCCGAGUACGCCAACAUCAGCAGCCCUGGCUCCUCGACCUCGCCACCAACGACCGGCAGCCACAACACCACCACCACCACCACCACCACGACCGGCAAUCCCUUCUCGGCCGAGACAUUUCCGUCGCCACCCUCGCCGGCCCCAGCUUCCGACCGGUUCGUACCCCCGCCACCCCUGUCGCCCGGCUCGGCCGACAAGUACGCCUCCUCCCAGUCUCUGGCUGGCUACCACGCUGCUGAUCGCCUGCUGGCUGCCACCGCGGCCACCCGCGAACUCUACGCCACCCAGUCCAACAAGGACCCCCAGCGCGGCAAUGCCUCCGGGUCCUCCUCGUCCUCCUCGUCGUGCUCGUCCACGUCGUCGUCAUCCUCGUCAACCGUCGGCGGCACCAACUCCUCGGCCUCGCCUGGGCUGCGUUUCUCGAGCGAGCGCCUCCUCGCCAACUCCUCGCCCACUCCGGGAGGUGCUACCUCGGGUGGUAAAAUCGUGGGGUUCAAGGAUGGCUCGUCGCCCCUCCACGAGGCCUCAUCGGUGCGCUACGGCCACCACCACGUGCACCAGAAGCACGACAGAUACGGGUGCGCUGAGGUGUCGCACCAGCAGCAGCAGCAGCAGCAGAGGUACUCGUCGAGCGAGAGGAUACUCGGGCUGCCGAUCGGUGAGCCGGUCCAUCAGGGGAGNUUUAAAAAUAUAUAUUUGUAUUUAAAAUUUUUCAUUUAUUCAUUACGACUUUACUCACCCAGCUUGGGCUAUCGCAAUAGUAAUUUUAAGAACGAUGGCUCGUCGCCCCUCCACGAGGCCUCAUCGGUGCGCUACGGCCACCACCACGUGCACCAGAAGCACGACAGAUACGGGUGCGCUGAGGUGUCGCACCAGCAGCAGCAGCAGCAGCAGAGGUACUCGUCGAGCGAGAGGAUACUCGGGCUGCCGAUCGGUGAGCCGGUCCAUCAGGGGAGGCGCUACUCGACGGAUCAUCCCAAGUACGGGGCGGAUCAUCAGGAUUACGCGUCGAGGGGCUUGCAGAUUUAUCAGGAGGCGCAGAGGUACGCGAGCGAUAGGUUCGGCGAGCUCACGCUGCAGAGGUACGCGGCGAGCGUUCAGAGCAGGUACGGGGGCAACGAGAGGUACUUGGCUGCGGCUGCUGUCGGGGAUGGAAGACCUGCGGCGGAAAGGUACGCGUGCAACUCGUCGACGGAGCGCCUGCUAGCCUCCUCGUCGUCUCCGUCGCUCACCGAGACGCCAAGCGCGACGAUAGCGCGAAACUCCCAACAACCGCAGCAGCAACAACAAAUUUUCAACCCUUCCGGGAUCGGCAGCAACAACCAGCCAACCCCAAGCUCGGCCGAGUCGAGCGGACGCUUCGGCGCUUUCUCGCCCACCCCGAGCGACCUACUGUCCGCCAAUCCGUCCGGCCAGCAGCACAAGGUCAGCUGCCACCUGCAGCAGUCUUCCAAGAACCAGCAGCAGCUGGCGAAACCGACGAUCGGCCAAAGCUACGGGCCGACCGGCAGCUACGACCACUUGGCCAUUACCUCCUCCACCGGACAACAACAGCAGCAACAGGUGGCGGCCUCGAGUAGUUACGGCCUCGACAGGUUCGCCUGCGCCGAGCGUUACCACUGCGCCACGAGCGAGCGCUACUCCCCCGCCCGGCUGGCCGUCGACAAGUACCUCUCCCUACCCAAGCCCAAGGACCGUUACGCCAGGGCCUCGAGCUCCUGCGCCCCCAACGUAGCCUCCAACGCCUCGGAGCGCAGCUACCUCUCUUCGAGCGGCACCUACGUGCCCCCUGCGGCCCACACGCCCGUCGAAAGGUACGUGCCGCAGCCGCCCCCGGAGGUGCUCUACCCGGAGCGCUACGCCGAGCGCUACGUGCCCCCGAGUGCCCAUACCCCGGCCGAGCGCUACGUACCCGCGAGCGAGCCGACCGGCGUCGUCGACUCGUACCCUCGCUUCGGCCAAUCGCAACAACAGCAGCAAUACAGGCCCAGUGGUAGUAGUAGCAGCAGCAGCGUGACCAGUAGCACCGGGGCGACGAGCGCGUACGGCUCGUACACGGGGGGUGCGGCGCAUUUCCGGCUGCGGGGCUUCAGUUACCAGUCGCCGGGUCGUUUGGGUGGUAGCCCAAGCUCGAGUAGCUCGAGCAGCUCGACGGCGAGUCAGAGGGACACGGGCGCCGGGGCGUACUCGACCUCGCCCCUGCUCAGGACGAAGGCGUCACGGGCGGCCGAGGGGGGGUUUGGGCCCACGGCCUGCUGCGUCGACGCGUGCUCGGCAGGACACGGGAGGACGGGGUGUUGUCAGAGGCGCUCGGUGCCGCCUGGCGCCCUGCCCACCGUGCCCCAACAACCACCCGGACAAUCAUCCUGGCAACCGUCGCCGAACUCCGCGACGACCAACAGCUCGACGGUCUCGACGAGCUGCACCGACAACGAGAGCACAGCCGCCCAGAGCAUCGCCGGCCUUUACUCUGCCAACCAGCAGCAACAAUCCCAACAACAGCAGCAGCAACAGGCAUCGACGGAAUCGACAUCCACGACGCCAACGGCAAGCAACAGCACGGCUUCGACGACCAUCGUUUGCGCCGCGAGUUCGCCGCCCAACAUCACGAGGAGCGUGUCCGCGCCAACCGGUCCAAGACCCCAGCAGCAGCCGUCCAGUUGCAGCACUGGUGCGGCCGGUACCAACACCGCCACUGGACAGAGGCCCAAGCUCAGGCGGAAUCAGAGCCGCACCGAGGCCAUCAAAAAGUAG
Molecule: messenger RNA, 3185 nt
Organism: Copidosoma floridanum
Lineage: Eukaryota; Metazoa; Arthropoda; Insecta; Hymenoptera; Encyrtidae
Gene: rho-5
Product: rhomboid-5
Biological process (GO): regulation of protein secretion; regulation of epidermal growth factor receptor signaling pathway
Cellular component (GO): endoplasmic reticulum membrane
Molecular function (GO): serine-type endopeptidase activity
Source: RefSeq, a predicted model, not a curated record